CGAUACGGUUCUAAUCACACGUGCAUUCAACAAAGGAGAGAAGGUGGUUUAUUGUUCGGAAAGUGUAACGAACGGGGAUAGGGUUAGGGGAUUUAGGCAGGAUUCAUGAUAUUUUAAAGGAUCCGGAUGAUGGCUGGAUUUAAGCUAGGAAUAAUUCGUCUCGGCAGGGCUGCAGGCAAGACAAAGUAUGCCUUGCUGGAUGAAAGGGACAUAAGCCUCGUGGAAAGUCACGCCUUUGAGGCCCGUACAGAAGUGGACCAUGAUGGUACAGGAGCCCGAGUGUAUGCCUAUACAUAUGACAUCCAGUCAGGGCUCACCACUGGACAGUUAUUGCACUCUAUCAUAUGGGAGAAACACAAUGGGGGAAUAGCACCAGGAUUUAAAGUGAUUCAUAAAAAUAAUAUAACAGUGGAUAAUAGAUUAGAAAACCUAAUGUUAGUGCCUGAAAACUAUAAAACCAGUGCCAUCCCGGAUCUCGAAACGUCAAGCAAGUACGGGAAGGACCAGAGUCUGUAUUGGUUGGCGGUUCAGCAACUGCAUGGUGAUCCUGUCUAUCAGCACUUCCAUGAGCCGGUGUGCAGUCGACUGCUGGAUCGGGAUGGGGAUACAAUACAAGAGGACGUGACGGUGGUGGAGUCGAGCUGUGUUCUAUUCUACGAGUGCCAUUAUCCACCCUGUACCAACAUGGAGAAACACCUGAGAGAGUUCAGUAUAUGUGGACGGUGCCAGGCUGUCAGGUAUUGUGGUCUAACAUGCCAGCAACGUGACUGGCCGGUUCAUAAGCAGUAUUGCCGGGAAAGAAGGCGACCAGACAUCACGGAAAUCCCAGACAGAUAGGGGACACAAUUCUAUCUGCCUCAGCCAUCCCAGUCAUCACUUACAUUGUUAUCUUCCUUUGUUUGAAUUUUGUCAUCGCUGGUUAAAGAGAGACAACUCCACCUCAGCCACCGUGAUUGUCAUUUAAAUUAUUCUCUUCCUUUUUCUACAAAUUGUAAUUUAUAAUUAUCCAGAGACAGCUCCCCCUCGGCCAUUGUGAUUGUUAUUUACAUUGUUGUCUCCUUUGUUUGCAUUUGUCCAUUUAUAUUUUUAGGGGAGAUUCAGAGAUUCAGCCAUCCCAGUCAUUACUUACAUUGUUCUCAAGCUUUGUUUUCACUUUCAAAAUAAUAAUUCAAGCUAGAAAGCCCCACCUUUGCCAUCAUUUUCAACAAUAACAUUAUUGCCCCCCUUUGUUUGCAUUUUGCCAUCUAUAGUUCUGGGGAAACAAAUUCACCUCGGCCAUCUUGUUCAUUCAUUUAAACUGUUCUCUAUCUCUUGACAGUGUAUUCUCAUUUAUUAUUAUUCAUUCCAGAGAGUCUCAGAUAUUGGUUUGUUACUGUUUAAAUGUAAAGAUGAGUUUUCACAGUCAUUAAUUCUGGAUUGAAUUGUAACCAAGAUUAUUUCAUGGCAUGGAAUAAGUCAAUAUCUUGAAGAUAUUCAAUUGUCAAUAUAUUUGGUUGGAUAUUUGCCUCCAGCAAUACAUUGUUUUGCUUCACUUUUCUGUUUUUAUGCUCCCCCAAAUUUUUUUGGGGGGAGCAUAUAGUCGCCGCUUCGUCUGUCGGUGCGUGUGUCCGUCCGUCCGUGCACAAUUUUUGUCCGGGCUAUUUCUCAGCAAUAAAUGACCGAAAUUCAAUGAAACUUUAUGGGAAGCUUCACUACCAAGAGGAGAUGUGCAUAUUAUCAGCCGGUCCUGGUCGGAUGAUUUUUUGCAGAGUUAUGGCCCUUUGAAAUUUUCCAUUAACUGUACAUAUAGAGUCCCCCCAACUACUAGACGUUUCCUUUUAUCUGAAUAUAUAGUGCAAUAUUGUGACAAAAAAACACUUUGGGGAGCAUCACCCAUCUCUGACGGUUUCUUCUUUUUAAGGGUUAUUCCCCAAGGACCUGCAGAGUAACCUGAUUGUGCAACCAUGUGGUAUUAUUUCCCUCUGAAAUAUAAACUGUUAAUUGAUAAUUUAAUACACUAUUGACAAUGUUUUAUUGCCUGGGCUUGAGUUCUGUGCCCUUGUUUGUUACUGACAAAGUAGUGGGGUGCAAUAAGUAAUUGUUGUAACAAAGAUAUAGUUAUUUUUGCAAAACAAAAUUUACAAGAGCAAACCUGCUUUAUUUUGACUGUAUGACACGCCAGGGUGUGUAAUUGUUUUGAAUGAUUUCUAUUAUAUAAUUGUUAAUAUAAACUAUACCAUGAAUAUAUUUUCCGGUGUUUGGAUUUUUGGACCAAAUCUGUCUCAACAUUCCAUAUACAUGUAUAUGAGUUAUGUUCAUUCCAUUUAUUUGUUAAUUGUAUUCUUUUAAAUCUCUUUAAGAAGCACUAUUUAUAUGGUUAAAAAAAACUUUGCAAGUGGUGAAAUAUAUAUUGGCCAGACAUCAUCAUUUUAACCCUAAUUGGUAGAAAUUGUUUAUUACCUGUAAGUGUAUUUUGUAAACUGAAUGAUUGUAAUCAUUGGGUUGUAUUUUAUUAUGGCUUUAGAAAAGGCAUUAAGUUUUUGUAAAUCUGGUGCAUAGAUAAUUGCAAAGAAAACAUUUUUAAAACUGAAUUGUAUGAUUGUUUGUAUGAUUUUAUAUUACAAUUUUUAACUUACACCUUCUAUUUAAAUGUAAUAUUUUUAUUUUAAGGCGGUAAAUAUAUACUUUGUUAAUAGUGGUCGAUAAUAUAUAGGAUUGCUUUUAUGCAAAAUAAAAAAUGUCCAUUAGCCCUUUGCAUGCUGGGAAAUUUGUCGUCUGCUAAAAUGUCGUCUGCUGAAUUUCUAAAAUUAGCAUUUUCUUCGAUUUUUUUCAAAGAAUAUUAUCAGAAUAGCAAACAGUUUGGAUCCUGAUGAGACGCCACGUUCUGUGGCGUCUCAUCUGGAUCCAAACUGUUUGCCAAGGCCUUCAAAAUUCUGUUCCCGCACUGAAAGGGUUAGACAUUAUUGGCAAAUGCCAUAUUUUCAGAACUUACUUCAGUUUUCAUAAGAAACAAAUCAUCAGGUUACAUGGUUUUGCUGCAUAUGCUGUACAUGUAAAUUGAAGUUGGAAAUACUGACUGCUUGUUCCUGUUUUGGACAUUUUCUGCUUUUGACCCCAAUAAGUGUUUAGCAUUAAUUAUUGACCAUUUCAAAAGGGGUUAAUCUAUAUUUCUUCUGCUAGUUUAUCGGUGCUCCAGAUAUUUAUGCCAUACAUGUACCAGUUGCAAUAUGCAGUGCUUUGUAGCCACAACUACACAAAUAUAUGAUACACAGUCAUGUUGUUAUGUCAUAAUGUUAUGAUAACUACAUUUUUAUUGCUUGUUUUUUAUCGUGUACAUGUAUAAAGAAACAUGUUGCGAUUUUUAUGCUGUUUUGUGAAUAUUUAAUGUGAAGGAAUUAAAACAAAUUGGUGAUUUUCAAUUUUAUUAUUAAUUUUAUUGAUAUAUGAUGUUACUGAGUUAUAAUAAAGAUCUCAUCAGAAUGGUAAAUUUUCUAGCUGAACAUUAGGUCUUAUUUCCAAUAGAAUAUUAUUGCUUAUUUUGAAUGUCUUUUAAUUGACCCUUAGUUUUAAGCUGAUAUUCAAACCACAUAAGUUGUACAGGUAUGUGUUGAUAUUGUAAAAUAUACAUCCAAAAUUGGGUAUUUUGCAGUGUAACUAACAUGUGUGUGUUUUUGUUUUAAUUUGCCUAACACUAGUCAUUAAUGAUAUACAUAAUUUAAUGUUUUUAUUAAUUUAUUAAUAACUGUAUCUUAUAUAUUUAUAGUUUAACCCUAGUCUAAUUUGUGUAACUAACAUUUUGUUAUAUUUUUCUUUGUUAAGCAUUAUCUUCAUUUGCCAAUGAUGCGUGUACAUUUGUAAUUAUUUGGAUGAGUGAUCCUUUUUGUUAGCGGUUGUUAGCAAGUUUAUAUUUUACCAAAUGAGCCUGGUUGUGGGAAAAUGGGGAUAAAGGCAUGAGCAUAAAGUUUCGUUCCAGAUUAGUGUGUGUAGUCCGCACUGGCUCAUCAGAACGACACUUUCUACUUAUGUGGUAUUUUUUCGUUUAAAUGAAGUCUUUAUGUAGCAAAAAUAUCCUUAAGACAGAAAUGUGUGGUCCCUCAUUAGCCUGUGUGGAUUGCACAGGCUAAUACUUGACAACGCUGUAUGCACAUGCAUUUACCCCCAUUUUCAAAGAGUAAGGCCCAAAUGCAGCUUUUUCUUUCAGCUAAUUUGAAUAUGAAGUAUUUGACCAGUUUCGUAUUAAUAAGUUUUAUAAUUGUGUUGUUUCAGGGACUUGUUUUUAGAUUUUUGUAUUUUUGAAAAGUGUCGUUAAAUGUUUUUAACGAUAACAUUUUAUUUGCAGUACUCAUAAGUAAAUAAAAAAUGAAAAAAAGAAUUGAAUAAAAAUAUUGCCUGCACUGGAAAUUAGAACCGGGACCUUUGGAAGCAAAAUCUAACUAACUAGGACUAAACCAAACAUAAGACUUGACACAUAUUUAUAACGAUAUGUUAGAAAUUGAGUUAGUACCAAAUUUUUCAAUGAAAGGAUUUUUAAGUGCUGUAUUAUUUUACCAAAUUCAAUUGAUUGUUUUUUAUAAAUAAACUGAUGUUUUAAUAUUAUUCUUUUGUCAGGAAUGUUCAUUUUGCUAGUUGAAUGUAAAGUAAACAUUCUUUUUUGUUUCAAUGACAGUUUAAUGGAAAAUUAUCAUUUCGCAAACUGUGAACAAGUCCCAGUUUUCAGUCAUUUACAUUCCUUUAUGAUAACUAUUUGAUGCAUUCCUGAAUGUACAAUGUUAAAAACCUUAUCAUUCCAUAAAAAAGAGUUUAUUUAAGAACAAAAUUUUUAUUUUUAUUAUGUAUAUUGUUUUGCACAUGUCGGUUCGUCGGUCGGUCCGUCCGUUCACCAGAUGGUUUCCGGAUGAUAACUCAAAAAUGCUUACGCCUAAGAUCAUGAAACUUCAUAGGAACAUCGAUCAUGACUGGCAGAUGACCCCUAUUGAUUUUCAGGUCACUAGGUCAAAGGUCAAGGUCACAGUGACUCGAAACAGUAAAAUGGUUUCCAGAUGAUAACUCAAGAAUGCUUACACCUAGGAUCAUGAAACUUCAUAGGUACAUUGAUCAUGACUGGCAGAUGGCCCCUAUUGAUUUUCAGGUCACUAGGUCAAAGGUCAAGGUCACAGGGACUGGAAAUAGUAAAAUGGUUUCCGGAUGAUAACUCAAGCCUGCUUACGCCUAGGAUGAUGAAACUUCAUAGGUACAUUGAUAAUGCCUGGCAGAUGACUGCUAUUAAUUGUCAGGUCACUAUGUCAAAGGUCAAGGUCACAGUGACUCGAAACAGUAAAAUGGUUUCCUGAUGAUAACUCAAGAAUAAUUAGGCCUAGGAUCAUGAAACUUCAAAGGUACAUUGAUCAUGACUGGCAGAUGACCCAUAUUGAUUUUCAGGUCACUAGUUCAAAGGUCAAGGUCACAGUGACAAAAACGUAUUCACACAAUGGCUGCCACUACAACUGACAGCCCAUAUGGGGGGCAUGCAUGUUUUACAAACAGCCCUUGUUUUUAAAGAGAAUGUAUCUUUUUUAGACUUUGUGUAGACUUCCAACUGAUUUUAAUUUACCCACAGUUACUGUGAACAAUUUUAUCAAAAGUAUGUUCCUCUCAGUUUGAAAUUUUUCCACCCUACUAAGAAUGUGUGUACAAUUUGUGUUCCUGAUAAAUCUGUCUGUAUUCAAACCAGUGUGGUGGGUGCAUCAGGGUAUGUUAUGUAUCAAGGUGGCAGUGAUGUGUUAUGUUAAAUAUAAAAUAAUGCAACAUAAACUCCUGAUGUCUGCCAAAUAUUUUCUUUUCUAAUACAUUUAAACAUGAAAUUAUGUUAUUCAUGUAGUACUAGAUUUCAAGUGUGCAAUAUUUCCCAACUAUAUUUGACUCCUUUAACCCUUUUCCACAUAGAAACGUAUUUUGACCCAUUUCUAGUACCUUAGAAAGUUAUUUAAUUAAAGACCUUUCUUACUAAAUUCAAGUUUAAAGGCUUCAUUUCCAUCCCUUAAAUACUGAUCAGCAGUAAACAGCAUAAAACCUGAACAGACUGCGAGUUACUUGCAGGCUGUUCUGGUUUUAUGCUGUUUGCACAUAUGCAUUUUUACUUUGCUUCUGAGUGGGAAAGGGUUAAGUUUAAUUUUUAAUUUAAAAACUAAAUAUCAUGUCUUUUGAUAUAAAAUAAAAUAAUAAGAUUUUAUUAAAUUAUUAACAAACAGAGUUUUUGUAAAGUCUUUUCAAAUUACGACUGAACAGAUAAAAGAAGCAGUUGGUAUUUUGUAAUAAAUUCAAGAAGAAUAAAAGAUGAUAUUAUGUCAAAAUGUAAUCAUCAUUAUUAGUAAACGCAAAUUCAGCGAUAUUUUAAAGUGGCUCUUUUUGUGUUUGCUCACUGGCUAAAUGUAACUAGUUCUGUUUGUUUUGUGUUUCACUGUGCUAGUAUUCCAAAGUAGAUAAUUAUUUUGGUGCUAUCAGCUUUAUUUUAUGUUAACCCUUUCAGUGCGGGAACCGAAUUUUGAAGGCCUUUGCAAACAGUUUGGAUCCAGAUGAGACGCCACAUAACGUGGCGUCUCAUCAGGAUCCAAACUGUUUGCUAUUCUGAUAGUAUUCUUUGGAAAAAAAUUGAAGAAAAUGCUAAUUUUAGAAAUCUAGCAGACGACAAUUAAGCAGACGACAAAUUUCCCAGCAUGCAAAGGGUUAAUGGAUCUCUUUUCUCUGUUUCUCCCAAUGUUCUGUUUAGUGAAUGAAGAGAUGAACAGCUGCAUACAAAUAAUUGACCAGUUAUCAAAUUAUUUCCAGUAGCUUACAUGACGGCCUCAUGUUGUUCAACUUUUGCGAGUAACAUUGGUAUAAUUCUAUAAUUAGAUGACAAGUCAUUACUGAACUUUACUAUGAAUAGAGCACCAUCAUCUAUAUAACGCGCUGUUGGGUUUUUAAAUCCAUAAUGGACAAACAUGUAGUUCAAUUUUGUAUGCAUCCUAGGGUUCUAAGUAGCGUGAUAUAAUGUAAUAAUGUGGUCUUUUAACAUUAAAAUAAAAAUAAAAUGUGAAUGAUCAUUUUGAAGGUGCUGACUCAGUGCUUUAUUGUUUGAGAUACACUAUAGUGGUUUUCUUCAUUUAAAUGAAACUAUUUGUUCAAUAUUGGAACAAUUCGUCUCUAUGUAGCAAAACAACCAAUUCUUAUUAUGCCCCCCCUUCGAAUGAGCUUUGCUCAUGUCGGUCUGUCGGUCUGUCCGUCCACCAGGUGGUUGUCAGACGAUAACUCAAGAACGCUUGGACCUAGGAUCAUAAAACUUCAUAGGUACAUUGAUCAUGACUCGCAGAUGACCCUUAUUGAUUUUGAGGUCACUAGGUCAAAGGUCAAGGUCACGGUGACCCGAAAUAGUAAAAUGGUUUUUGAAUGAUAACUCAAGAACGCAUACGCCUAGGAUCAUGAAACUUCAUGGGUAGAUUGAUCAUGACUCACAGAUGACCCCUAUUGAUUUUGAGGUCACUAGGUCAAAGGUCAAGGUCGUGGUGACCCGAAAUAGUAAAAUGGUUUCAGGAUGAUAACUCAACAAUGCAUACGCCUAGGAUCAUGAAACUUCAUGGGUAGAUUGAUCAUGACUCGCAGAUGACCCCUAUUGAUUUUGAGGUCACUAGGUCAAAGGUCAAGGUCACGGUUACCCGAAAUAGUAAAAUGGUUUUCGGAUGAUAACUAAAGAAUGCAUAUGCCUAGGAUCAUGAAACUUAACAGGUAGAUUGAUCAUGACUCGCAGAAGACCCCUAUUGAUUUUGAGGUCACAAUGUCAAAGGUCAAGGUCACGGUGACCCGAAAUAGUAAAAUGAUUUUCGGAUGAUAACUCAAGAACGCUUUUGCCUAGGAUCAUGACACUUCAUAGGUACAUUGAGCGUGACUCACAGAUGACCCCUAUUGAUUUUCAGGUCACUAGUUUAUCAGAUUGCAAUAAAAUAGUUAACUGCGUUAUUGUUUCACUGUUGUACACCAAAUUUGAGUUGUACAUUGUGUAUGUUAUCUUAGUCUAAAACGAGGAAAAGUGUGUUCAAGAUUUUAUGAAGUGUGGGUAAGAAGGAUUGAACAUUCCAGCAUGUUUCAAACAAAACAUAUUUUGUGGGACUACUGUUAAAGAUUGUGUUCUCUAUAAAGGUGCGUUCAGUUUAAGAUUGUUAGAGUUUUAAUUGAGUUCUAUCACUGCCUGUUUCAUUUGCACGUCUUUGUCUGUUGGCAGAAUUAUUUUUUGUGUUUUAUGUACUCUUGAUAUAAAAUAAACAAACAAAAAACUAACAA
Messenger RNA from Dreissena polymorpha, 8271 nucleotides. Its product is annotated as zinc finger MYND domain-containing protein 19-like. The coding region runs from base 127 to 837 and encodes 236 amino acids. The record is from RefSeq and is a predicted model, not a curated record. The transcript is spliced from 6 exons. NCBI's taxonomy places the organism in Eukaryota, Metazoa, Mollusca, Bivalvia, Myida, Dreissenidae.